Messenger RNA from Penicillium alfredii, 864 nucleotides. RefSeq lists its product as uncharacterized. Gene Ontology annotation, molecular function: dipeptidase activity. The transcript has 3 exons. NCBI's taxonomy places the organism in Eukaryota, Fungi, Ascomycota, Eurotiomycetes, Eurotiales, Aspergillaceae. The coding region runs from base 1 to 864 and encodes 287 amino acids. The record is from RefSeq and is a predicted model, not a curated record.
AUGACCCUGUCCACGGUGGAUAUUAGUGACGUGCAAGCGACGAUAGAUGCUGCGCUGGACUCGCUGAAGCAGACCUUGCGAGAAGUGAACCACAACCAUCACGCCCAUGAUACAAUUUGCGAUUUUCUGGAGAAGCAGGGAUUUGAAGUCACCCGCCAUGCGUUCGGCAUCGCCACAUCAUUUGAAGCCCGGAGCGGAUCGGGCGGGCGGUUGAUCAAUUUCAACGCGGAAUAUGAUGCUCUGCCUGGUAUUGGACAUGCUUGUGGGCAUAACCUGAUCGCCACCAGUAGUAUCGCAGCUUUUCUGGGGUUGUCUUAUAUUUUGAAGAAAUAUGGCAUCCCCGGACGCACGCAGCUACUAGGAACUCCAGCCGAGGAGAAUGGAGGAGGCAAGGCCAAGCUUAUUGAUGCUGGGGCCUACGAGGGUGUCAAUAUUUCCCUCAUGGCCCAUUCCGGACCCAAGAAACUCUUCCCGGGUCAGGAACCAUCCGAUGGGAUUGCGGGGACAUUAAUGAAUGCGCGCAAGAAUAUCCGCUGCGAGUUCACGGGUAAAAGCGCGCAUGCAGGAGGCAAUCCUUGGGAAGGCAUCAACGCUCUCGACGCCUUGGUCUCGGCAUAUAACAAUGUCGCCGUCCUAAGGCAACAACUGCUGCCAGAUCAGCGCAUUCACUGCGCCUUCAUAGACACCCCGAAAGUCGCCAAUGUGAUCCCGGCGUAUACCAGUGCCUUUUGGCAAGUCCGGAGUCCCACACUCACAGGGCUCAAUAGGCUGCUGGCCAAGGUGUGCAAUUGUAUUGAGGCUGGCGCGCUGGCGACCGGAUGCCAGGUGAAAAUCGAUGAGUAUGUAGACCGGAUUGGCCCAUAG